UCAGAACAACAGCAUUAGUAUUAGCAGCUUAUCUGUAUUAGCGCCUGCUGCUCCGGUAGCCCCCCACACCCUCCCCCCACCCCACGGGGUGGGUGUGCAUUGUCGACGCUGUUACUGUCUCUUUAAAUUUACCCAGGAGCCCCUUAAGGAGCCCCAGGGGCCCCUAGUCCGGCUCCCCACCCUGAAGACAAGCAAGAGCCUUAAAAUACAUUACUGGAGGCCUGCGCUGGCGCUUCCACACAGAGCAGGACGGAGGAGCGGGCUCUGUUCGCCGGCGGAAUACAUGAUUGUGUGAUUAUAUGAAAAGUUAACUUGGCUCCCGUGCGGGGCGCGUGGGGGGACAUCGUACAGCACGGGCUCCUCAGCGAUGGGCUCGUUAUAGAGCGCCAGCCAGAUGCGUGUCGAACGGUGUCGAGCGGUGUGAACAUGUUUCUGUUGUAACAUGUUGUUGUGAGUGUGACAUGUCCCGCUUCGGCGCUACGGUACAGUGAAGGAAGGAGGAACUAGCCACUAUUCAACAGCAGCCAGGCCAGUGAUGGAAGAGAAAGAAACGGGGGAACGCGAGCCUGUGGACCUCCGGUGUGCCGAGCAGGCUGAGCUGCUCUCAUUAAUAAUAAGCGGAGAAGAGGAAGCGACGCAAGAGGAGAGUGACUUGGGAGAGGAGGAUGGCCUUGCCAAUGGCCAUGGUGAGGAGCAGUCGGGGGCUGGCAUGGUCACACCUGGCAAAUCUCCUGGUACCAGCUACUGGAGCAUCACAGAAGGCCCCGACCACCCACUCCUCCUCUCCCCAGCCCCUGGGCCGUCUGGACGAAAACCCAGGGUCCAAAGGGCCUCACGUCCAGGCCUCAGUCGGAUCCCAGGUCGGGACCACCGCCGCUACUACCAUGAGUACUGGCGCAGCGAGUACUUGAUGGACUUUGACCCUCAGCGACAUGGGAUGAUUUGCAUGGUGUGUGGCAGCUCACUGGCCACCCUGAAGCUCAGCACCAUAAAGAGGCACAUCAGACAGAAGCACCCAGACUCCCUGCUGUGGAGCGCCGCCGACAAGGAGGUGAUCCGCUCAGGCUGGGAGAGCCACCUGAGCCUCGGGGGAGGUCACAGGACGUACAGCUCUGUUGUUGGACCUUCACCUCAGGAAGAAGAGGAGCAGCUGGACUCAGGCCAACAUGCUGAUGCAGAACCUCUGGAUCCUGUGACGCCCCAGGAGCAGCCACAACAGCCUCUCAGCCUUUCUCCUCAGUCUGAGGAGGUUGAAGCCCAGCAGCCCCAGGAGGAGGAGCAGGAUCUCCCUGGUCCGUCGGCUCAGACCCUGGAACGCUACCUGAAUGACUCGCUACACGCCUGGUUUCGCCAGGAGUUCCUGAUGGAGUAUGAGGCGGAGGCUGGCCGGCUGCUGUGCAUGGUGUGCGGAGGAGAACUGCCCUCGCUUCACCUGGACCACAUCAAGAGCCAUGUGCUGGACACUCACCCCAACUCCCUGGUCUACAGCUCUGAGGAGAAGCACUGCAUCCUGCAGGCCUGGGCUCAGACUCAUGAAGAAUUACAAAACUCAAUCAAAUCAGAGCCCAGCACCAAAGAAGGUGGGGUGGACCUCUUUGCUCAGGAUGUGGAGGCCAUCCAGAUUGACGCAGACUUGUACCCAGGAAGUGAUGGCACUUUAACUCAGGACACUUGUCUUAUCGGUGAGGACGGAGGUGUUGGAGCUCCGCAAGAGGGACCCCAGCCGCCCCGCCAACCCAAGAAGAGGCGGCUCCGCGGAGGCGAUCCAUGGCGGCUCCGCCUCGACUACCUGGUGGCCUACGGGCCUCAGGGCCAGGACACGUUCUGCAUGGUGUGUUCUCAGGUUCUGCAUGAAACCAAGGUCAGCAGCUUCCGCCGCCACAUACAGGAAUGUCACCCUGAGGCCACAACGCUGAGCCGACAAGAAAGGGAAGCCAUGGCUGCUGCCUGGACCAAAGAUUAUUCUAGUGAAGGCAACAUUCAAGAUGAGAUCAACCUUAGUGAAGCUACGAUGGGAGAGAUGAAUGAGAGUGACACCUCCCCCGAUGUCAGAACAUCUGGUAAAAUGAUGAAGAAGGAGGAUGGUGUGAGUGGACGAAAGGGUAAAGCGAAGGACAGCAGCACCACAGCCACACCCUCUCGUCACGGCCAUUACCCUGGGAAGGAUCAGAGGAGGAACUACCAGGUGCGCUGGCGGAUGGAGUAUCUGAUGGACUAUGACUGCAGGAGACACGGACUGAUCUGCAUAGUGUGUGGAGCCACUCUGGCCACACUGAAGGUCAGCACCAUCAAGAGGCACAUCCAACAGGUACACCCCCACUCUCUGGACUACAGCCCGGAGGAGAAGCAGCAGGCCCUGCUGAGCUACAACCAGUCCGCCCUGCACUUCAUCCACUCUGAUGACUGCUUCUCCUCCCAGGACCAUGGGCAAACCGACUUGGCUCCCAGUCCAGCACACUUUGGCACUUAGAAAGGGCUUCCGUCUGUUGCUCCUCACAUGGCCCCGUUCAGAAACAGCCCUCUACUUUCUUUCUUUAAGGGAAAUUCAGGUCAAACAUGGUCUUACUCUCCUAUUCCUGCUCCAAGCCCUCUUUGUUGCCCAGUUCCCCAAUCUCUACAAUCAGUGCUGAGUAAAAUGUUACCAAGACCAGUUGUCAUAAUGGACAGAAUGAUGAGAGUAAGACCCAGGUCAGGAAACACUUGAAUUUCCCUUUAAGUUUAAAUCUGAGAGUACUGCUGUGGAUAAAGUGGCAGGUAGCAACUGCUGCAAACAACAUGACACAACCAAAAAAUGUCUUGGCCUGAUAAAAUGAAAGUCCAGCCAUUCAUUUGAAACUAAGGCCUUACUUGCACAGGAUCAGUACUACACAAGUUCCUUAUGGGAUUUAGGAAAUUCUUAUUCACAUCCCUGUGUGCACAUUUGCAUGGAUGGACAAAAUCAGAAUUUAGCAGAUAAAUCUCCCAAACAGGUUGUAUGUUUAAAUACCAUUAAAACAUGAUGUAGCUUGAUCAUUUUCCACGUCAUAGAAAACACUAUGUGAAAACCAAGGAGUCUUAAAAAAGAUUAUAUAGCCCGUAGUGAGAUGCUGAGUCAUAGUCUCUGCUGAAAUGUGGUGAGUAAUUUGCAUUAGAAAUGUAACUUUACAGAUCACACACUCUGUAGAAUGUUUAUUGGGAUUAAGACUAUAGAUUACCAUCACAAUUACUAUAUAUCACAGGGGAUCCCCAGUUAAAGGCCUGGUCAGACCAGCAUUUAUGAUUUCAAAGCAAAUCUCACUGCAAAAAUCCAAUGAAUUUGUUGUGUUUGUCAGACUUUCCUGUGCUGAGCUUCAGCUAGCUUAGCAGGCUAUAGAAAGCCUGUUAAGCUAGCCUGACAUUACCUCCACACUAGCUAGUUGUCCAUUAGCUCUGUACAAUCUCUCCUUCAUCAGUCUUUCAGAAUUUUUUUGCCUGUGAUCAGUGGACAUCUACAGUAACAUGUAGUUGCAUCAUGAUUUUAACAAAGUUAACAAUUUACUUUGUUAGCAUACACAGAAAUCAGAGCUAAACCUUUGCAGCGCGGCCACAAAACUAAUUUGUUCCACUCACUUGUGCCAUUAGCGCUACAAUUUUCUUAGCUAGCAUGUAAACUGUUAGCUCAGUAGCUACAGCAGGUUGCCACCCAGCUUCAUAAGUAGUCAUUUGAUGAAUUCAGCAGAACCUGCUUCGCAGGGACACAUACAUGGAAUCAGUUUCUGGUCUGACUGGGGGAUAAUACUGAAAAUGAGGCUUUGGACAUUAAAACUCCGCCAUGCAUUGUCCAUUUCCUUGGACACCUAAUGAGUACCUGGACUUUCAGUUUUUAAUGGCACACUGACUACUUGUAGUAUGUCCAUUCUGUCCAUUUCCAUUCUACCAGUUAUCUUUCAGGUCCAGGAAGGGGCCCGGGGCUUGUUUCUGGUUGGGGCCAGAGUCUUUCGCUCUCAGGAAGUUAGAAACAGUCUUCGGCCAGGCAGAGCUAAAUUAGUUUUACGAUAAUGUGUCUGAAGACAACACAGCACUUUGCCCUAAAAAUGUACUAAACUCCAGCUUUCCUUCUGUACAGCUAAUAGAAUGAGACUGUAUUUGAUGUUAUUGCUGAAGACAAUGAAUGCCAGUGCGCAGUCAGUGAGUUCAGAUCUCUCUAGUGUAUUUAAUUCCUUGUUUACAGUGGAGGAGAAGGAAGUCCUCCUCUCUCUCAACUAUUAUAAUGAGAUAUGUUAUCUCUGUCAUUUUGCAUUGUUGCUACAUCGGCCUGCAUCCUUUGCAUCACCCACGACUCAUCCUAGCUAAAAGCUGCACAAAAAAGAAUAUGUAAAUACAUAUAUGAAAAAUUUGAAUUAUUUUUCAUUUAUACAAGCACUUUUCUGCACCCUGGUUUCUACAAAACAUGUUUGUAAUUAUGUCCCGGUUUUUCUACUUCAUUCAAGAUUUCACCCAUGUCAUUCUUUAAUGGAUGGAGAAUAGCUUGUUGGACUUUUGCAUUCACUUUCGUUUUUUUCAUUCACUGUACAAAAUUUAUGCAACAAAAGGAGUUAAAGAAUAAUUUACAACUGUCUGAGAAAGAAAAGUCUGCCAUAAAAUGUCACUUCUUCACCUGGAAAAAGUAACUCAGGGAUUCUGUUUUCAUCAACAACCAUUUCAGUAAACUUUUAGGAUCCUGUUAAACUGUUGUGGCAUUUGAAGAUACUGGAUACAUUUAUCUGCUUUGGGUUGUAUGGUGUGAUGCCACAAAUGUUAUGGGCCAAAAUAAAGUCAUAAUGUUAGGAUAAUUAAGUUGUAACUUGAAGGAAAAAGUCAUGAUACAAAAAAGUAAAUUUAAAAGAGAAAAUUUUGUUAUAAAAUUCAAAAUAUUUUGAGAAGGUUGAAAAUUAGAACGAAGUAGUUAUUUUGAGGAAAAAAAACAUAAUAUAAUUAGAAAAAAGUAUAUUUAGAGAACAAAGUUGUAAUAUUUACAAAAUCUUUACUGGAAAAGCAAAACGUGCACAUGUAAUUUAACCAGUAUCCUCACAACAUAUGACAUUUUACUCUCAAAGAAUAGGAUGACUUUAUUCCUGAAAUGUGACUUAAUUAAUUACUUUAUAUUGUAACACAGUCACUUUUUGCUCUUGAAAUUCAGAAUUACUUAAUAUUUUUCCUCAAAUUUACGACUUGGUUCAUUAUUUUCUCAAAAUAUUUUCAUUUUAUUCCUGAAAUCUCAAUUUUUUUCUCAUCUGUGGCCCUACCAUUCUACUGUUGUACAUAAAGGUGAAUGACACAUAAAAACUAAAUUGCUACAAUUUUGAAGAAUGAUCAGAAUUGACUUUUUGAUACAGAAGCCUAAGCAGACUCUCCCUGUUACACUCUGAUAGCAGAGAAACAGUGGUGUUUCCAUUUCACUGAUCCACCCUGGCUCAGAACAGGCCCACACAUCACACUUGAAGAAAUCUGACAUAGCACUUAAUUAUUUAAAAUGGAGUAAGAUACAGUGAAAUGAAUGCUUUUGAAUUUGAAAAUGAGAUAUAAUAAUGUUUUUACUUGUAUGUGUGUGAAUGAUCAGCUUCUCAAUUUUCUUCACUUUGACUUCGUCUGCUCACAUUUCAUCUGUACAUGGCCAACAUGUGAGAUAUGCAUUCUCUCCUCCUAUGAUCUUUGAAUAAAAACUCAACACUGUGAAGCUGUUUGCUUAUUUACACAACAUGAUUUCAGCUCAAAUGUGCUGUUAAUCACAACAGCCAAGUUUGUCCAAGAUUAACCUUUUUUUGAAGAGCGAGUAGCCUUGCUAUCUAAUCUAUGUUUAGGCUUCAUGAUCCAGCUAAAUGUUACUGAGAUGUACUUGUGGAGGUCUGGACUAAAGGAUUGUUGCUCUGACAACUCUGGAUUUUCCAGAACCUUAAAAUCCAGGUUCAUGUCAGAGUGCCAGCAUUCAAUUGUUGUCCAGGUAUAAAGAGCAAGGCCCAGGCAUUACAUCACUCUGCUAUAAACACUGUACUGUAUGUUCAUGUGUAACACAUCGGCUAACAUUGUGACAUUCAUUCAGUAUUUAUGACUAAGUGGCUUUGAUUCUCUUAUGUAAUACCACAUAGGCUUUAAAUGGGAUGUCAAGUGUUCAUGUGCCUAUGAACACUGUUUCAGUGUGCUGGCUUGGUCUAAAAUUAGAAACUAUAAUCCUCCCUCCACCCAAACACUGUAACAGACAGCAGCCUCCGAAGUCAAAUCUUCUUAUUUUGGAUAUUUCAUCUGGAUGCAUUUUGUAAUCCUCUGUCCUCCUACACUGCAGGCAUGCUGGGAAAACAUAUAUUAUAAAGGUCCUCAAAUGCUCUUUAACCCAGAGACGAGUGAACAGACGCACUGAGCCUCUGGUCCUUUGAUGUGUUUUUAUUCAUUUCACUUUGACAUCAGUACAGAGACCACAUACUUUUUUUUUCAGUUUUCUUUUUUUUUUUUCUGCAACAUCUUUCCCGAAGCUUCAAAAAUUGGAACCAAAGUCAGAGCUAAUACAAAACAAAGCUGAUGUUAGUGAACAGUGUCUAGAUAACAGUAAAGAGUCAAAAGUAAAACAAGACUCCUCAGAGACAAGUAACGUCAAAUACACUCCUGCAACACACUCCCAUACCCAAUGAAAACACAAAGGGACAAACGGGAAAAGGAGAGAAGCAACAUGCUGUGAGGGAACAGGUUCAAAUAUGUGUAAAGUUUCAUUCGUAUUAUAUAUUACACUCUAAAGAAAUAAGCAAAGUACAACUGAGUAGUAGUGAUCUACUGUAUAUAGCCUUGGUAGCACACUAACAUGGGUAACAUGGCCUUUCCUGAAGUUUCACUUAAAGGUGCAGUGCAUAAUGAGCUUUCAUAGCACAACACUUGUGGGGUGAGGUCAGACUGACAGAAUGGUUCAGCUCUAAGGUAGCUGCUUCAACGUUUAAGGGUCGAUUCAAGCAAAAAUACAAGACAUACCUCCCGUGGUAUCUAGCCUUGCAGGUAGAUUUGGUUCUAUUUUGUUCUUCCAGACUUCAGAGAACAACAUUACAACAUUUCCAUGUGCAACCUUUGUCAUAUUUGCCUCGGUUUUUAAUUCAAUUCAGUGUCACAGAGAUUUCUACCUCCACACUAAGCCAAUGGAGGUUUUCAAGUGGAACAAUAAAACAGAAGUUCCUUUAAUUCUGGAUGAUCGCCAGUAACACUAUGCUUUUUUUUGCAAUUUGAUUGAACUGACCCUUUAAAUAAAAUAAAAUGUAUGUAAACCAAACAUUUAAUACAAAUGUAUUCCAGUAUUUUAUGAGGACUUUAAGAUGAAAAUUAAAAGGAUUAUGCAACUUCUUGACACUCAAAUAAAUAAACAUGAUGCAUAAUCACAUUAUCAGUCUCUGCAUUCAAGCCUGAUUCCCCCUUUCACACCCCUCAGCCACUGUGGAGGCUGUGCACAUCCUGCUUACUUCAGCCUCAGGCUAACUGACACCUCAUCAACAUGAGUACAAAGUAGGACCACAACCUGCCCAGCUAAGGGGUUUGAAGGAGGGAGGAGGAGAGGCUUAACAACAAGCAUCUGUAACAGAAACGUUGCAUAUUUUGGUUUAGACACCCAGAGUCUGAAUGAGACACCGUGCAAGACGUCAGUGAGACGACACCCGGUGGAGGGCAUGCACGGGGAGGAAUGUUCUGUCAGAGAAAACAUUCUGCUCACAGAAAGAUGUCUGAGUAGUUCGAGUUGUUACAUUGUUGCAUCGAGAGGCUCCACUGUUGGCCAUUCAGUAUUCAGGGGACGUUUGCUCAAGUGCAAACUUACUUUGGGGCAUGAGGAAAUGGAGAGCAACACUAACGGAAUUUUCUUUCCUUCUACAUACUCGUCCCUUAAAACAAUAUGGAGAUGUUGCAGUAGUACUAACAUAUGACUAUGGUUUUUACUGAGCUCAAAAACACCAUUGAAACAAUCACAAGUAAUAAUCAUAUUUAACAAAAGUCGGGGUCAAAAAUAUGAUACAGCCUAUAUAAAGGGUGAGAAUCUUUCCAGCUUAUACUAUGACGUGCUUCGUGGCAGUCAGAGAAAAAGAACAAAAUGACAAAAAGAGCUCUAUAAUAACCACUCUGAAAACUGCUUCCACAUUCCCCAGCUACACACUAUUCAGAGUAUCUCACCCCAAUUUUGUUAUACCAACCCUAAUCUUAAAAUGUCUCUCAGGUCACUGUUGAGGCUUUGUACAGAGUCUAAAAUGUGCCAAAAGAAUAAUUUUUACAUUUUCAAAUAGGACAAUAAAUUAAAUUACUAGUUAACUCUACCAUUUAAAAUUACUGGCCAGACUGACGGCAUAUUUGUGAUUCCAUUUUUUAUCUGUUUCAAAGAUAGGUUGAGGAGAAGAUAAUUUAAAAGAUUUCAUUUUUCCAUAAAUGUUAACUAUGGCAUGGGCUAAAUGCAAAAUUAAUAUAAAAAGGCUUUUGUGUUAAUAGGUUGUAAAUGAUUGUAGGAGUUAAAUUCUUCACCAUGGAAGUUUUCAAGAGCUGUCAGCCCCGUCUCAUGGUCUUCAAAGCUCUGGAAAAAUGCCGUAAGUGUUUUUAAAUUAGAUUUAUUGGAUAAAGGUCUUGGCACACUUUAGACUCCAAAGCUUUGACACUCAACGUGAGUUGAGUUGAUUUUUUUGUAAAUGAAAGUGAGCUGUGAGGACAUUUUAGAGAUUUCGGGGUGUGAUAACACAUCAGUUUAUUUCUUAACCUAUCAAACCAUUUAUGUCUCAAGAGGCCUCUGACAGACCUUCAGUUUAAGAUGAUGAAGCUCAAUGACACUAACAUAACUCUUACAAUGCUGUUGUCAAGCUAGUAGGGAGUCAAAGCAGCCAUUCUAAUUAAUAUCAAUAAUAGUAAUAAUUAGUGAUAAGAAUAAUCAAAAUUUACAAGUGAAUGUGAGAUCUCAACACUUUGUGGCUUGAACAGGUGCGACAAAAAAGGAGUUAGAACUGCUGUAAGUGAGGGAACUUUCCUUUGAUAUAAAAAGCGAGGCUAACAUUGUUCAAUACAGCAGAGAGAGCCUGUAGUUGUCUUCAGGUGUAUUUACAUACAGAAAACUGCAUCUGAUCAAAGAGGGUGAACUAGACCAAAUUAUCACAGCUGGCUCAGUGUUCCAAUCCUUUUAUUUCAACCUGCUGAUGGGUUUAAAAAAUAAAAGUUCAGUGCAUUGCAGAAACUUACAUACAGAAGUACCUGUGAGGUGAAUGGAAACAAACUCAAAACAGGCCAAUCAAUAAGAGCAAACCCAUUACCAGCUUCUAAAAAUGAACUCAUAUCUAUCCAUACAACAGCUGCAGAGCAAGAGAGCAGGAUAAGACUAUCCACAAUAACACCCAAAAGGUUGGUUUUCUUCUACUUUUUUUCUUUCUUUUUUUUUACAUUUCUGUUUUUCUUUAAUGUUUCCAGCUGAAAUUAGCCACUUAUGUUCAGGAAAAUGUGUGGUUUAAAGUACAGACAUUU
Messenger RNA from Lates calcarifer (barramundi perch), 9453 nucleotides. It is a transcript of the gene zfta, whose product is annotated as zinc finger translocation associated. Lineage: Eukaryota; Metazoa; Chordata; Actinopteri; Centropomidae. Gene Ontology annotation, biological process: negative regulation of DNA-templated transcription. The record is from RefSeq and is a predicted model, not a curated record.